GAAGUCCCCAGGUAUGCAUGAUGGCUUUUCUUGUAUAUUAGACUGACAGUAGGCGCCCGCGAUGUUCUUUGCUCGUUGCUCCCUCCUUCUCGUCUCUUUCUUUCACCAUCCAUAAGACUCGUUGAUUUGAGUGGUAGACAUCAUUCCAAGUCCUACAGAAAACAAUGUCGGCGGGGCAUUCUGAGCCUCAGGUGCUCUACAGCGUCAACAACAUCUCCGCCUUUGCGGUCCAAAAUGGCGAAGAACAUGCCAUCACCACUUCUGGGCCGCAGACUUUGUCUCUCCUGAUGGUGCCAACUGCGUCGCCUUUCACAGAUCUGUCCACCACUGAGCCUACCAGCGCAGCCCCUGAAGAAGAUUUCUACCUCCAUCUUCACCUGCCUCCCGAACUCGAUCUGCCUUUGCCUGCAACCACACAGAUCUUCCAUAAGCCACCAAGCAGCUACUUGAUUCCGCGAUGGGAUCUAGGUCCUGAAGCUGGCGCCUUCAUUCGCAUACAAUUCCCUUCGGUCGGCACUGGCCCUGGAAAGGUCACACAAGAGGAGGUAGACACGUUCGAAACGAUUCUUGCUCAAUGUACGGCGUUUCUCGAAAGAGCUCAGUCAACGCCUCCUGGUUUUGAACGUUACAACCCACAAGACUACAGGCCGGGAGAAGGAUACAUCACUUCUGCGGACAGAGAAAAGAAUCGUCCCCCUCAGCAUGGUCAGAUUGUCCUCAUUGACGAAGAGAAUGGCAGUGUGAUUGGAGAACUUGGAGACAAUUAUGAUGUCGUCGAGGCCUCUACUGUUAGGCCUGGAUCAAAACGUCCUGUCCAAAUUCAACUGCCUAUUGAAGGGCAAGGCAAUCAAAUUCGAGUCGACAAUGUUUCCGAGGAGUACCUUGCGAUAUCAAAACAUCCGGCUUAUGCUAAGUCGACCAUUGUACAGUCCUCUGCGACCGCCUCGAGGUUCAUAGUGACAAGCUCGAGCUAUCUGGCCGAUAAGAUGUCAUCAGGAGCAAAUUCAUUCCAGCAAAAGACACAGCCCAAUCAAAAGCCCAUGACAUUUUCUCCAGCAACCCAUGCUCGCAUUCGACAGAUCCACUCCUUCACCCAAGGCGCUGUCGGAUUGAGUACUAAGACUGUUGGUCAGCUGGGCCGAUAUGCCCAGAACUUCGGCGCUAGGAUGGCUGGGAAAGGCGAGAAGAACAAAAAAGAUCCAAGCAAGGACUUCAAACCUGGAUUCCUGAACAAAUCCAUGAUUGCUUUCUCAACCAUUGCCGAUGGCAUCGACCAGGCUGGACGCAACCUCCUUGCAUCUGGCUCGGCGGCAGCCACCAACGUGGUGGGUCACAAAUACGGCAAAGAGGCGGGGAAUGUCAUGCACGGCCUUGCAGGAGGUGUAAAGAACGUCGGCCUUGUCUACAUUGACGCGAUGGGCGUCUCAAGACGUGCCGUCAUCAAGUCGGUGGCCAAAGGCAUGGUGGUUGGAAAGAUGCCGAAUGGGCAGCAACUGGUGGUGGGAGCUGGAGAUGGUGGCGUAGUCCCAGGUGAAGCACUUCCUCCUGAUGCUAAGCAGCACGACCUUUACUCCCCAGAUGUUUAUGGCGGUGCAACACAACCUGGUGUUAGCAAACCUGGCUAUGGAAUCGAGAGCUACGGAAAUGCCGCGAACGAACCCCCAUCAUAUUCCUCGGGCGUAGGAGAGCCUCUAGGCUCAACGUUGCAAGGGCAAAAUGUGAGGGAAAAGCGAUGAGACAUGAUGCUGAGGGCAUGAAUAAAUACUCUGUACGGACGAAAAUGAUUAUUCGGCUUGAUUUUUACGAGGUAUAGAAGCUCGCAAACGGUGUUCCAGGACUCUGAUCAUUCUGAACCAAUCUUGACUCGAGUUGACUUGUUAGAGCUCGACCAGGAUAUUGCCAGGAGCUCGAAUGCGUUGUACACGACAAGUUGCAGAUGCAAAAGCUACGUCGGUGUUUCACUUCCUCGAUGCGGCUUGGUCUGAUGAGAUGGCAUGCAUGACAUUUUGACCAUCGGAAGUGGCUGAAAUUGACGCCAGGGCUUCUCUCGGUUCGCGUGCAGCCGUACGGAGUAGGUUUGGUUCGCUUUAUUGACUGAUCUCAGGUCUGGAAGCCGACGAAA
This is a messenger RNA of Exophiala oligosperma, 2122 nucleotides long. RefSeq lists its product as uncharacterized. Bases 165 to 1736 code for a protein of 523 amino acids. Gene Ontology annotation, cellular component: plasma membrane. The record is from RefSeq and is a predicted model, not a curated record. NCBI's taxonomy places the organism in Eukaryota, Fungi, Ascomycota, Eurotiomycetes, Chaetothyriales, Herpotrichiellaceae. Gene Ontology annotation, biological process: cell division. The transcript is spliced from 2 exons.